Molecule: messenger RNA, 381 nt
Organism: Belonocnema kinseyi
Lineage: Eukaryota; Metazoa; Arthropoda; Insecta; Hymenoptera; Cynipidae
Exons: 2
Coding region: 33-338 (101 amino acids)
Source: RefSeq, a predicted model, not a curated record
UUAGUAAAGCCAGAAAUUCUUGAAUAGAAAAAAUGAAGAUUGUUACUGGAACGCUUCUCUUUACAAUCGCAGCUUCCCUACUUGAUACUGUUGUUUGCUUUAUGGACUGGGAGAAUUAUGAUCUACAUCAGGCUACGGCAAAGGAUGUAGAGGAUCUUCGAAAGACUCACAAGAGUCGAGCGCAACCAGCUAUAUAUUUACAUAAUCAUAUUCCAGUAUUUGAAGGCCUUGAAUACACCCGUGAAGCGGGAAUUCAACCAGUGCAACAGUCACGCCAAGAACCAGAGCAACAGCUGCAACUAGUGCAACAUAAACAACACCUGCAACAGCUACGCUAAGAAGUAGUGCACCAGCAAAGGAAACAACCAGGACAACCGCAAC